AAUAAUAAUAAUAAAUCAACAUAGCCUUGUGAUAUGGUAUCACAUGAUUUAAAAUGGAGUUGGCAAGAAUCGAAAUAUUUUAGCGUUGUAAACUUGUGGAAAAAACAUCUCAUUAACUUCAAAUGAUCUGUACGGUUUCUAAACAAUGUAAUUGUUGAUCAAAACUAAUGAAAAAUUUAGGAACUCGGCCUUUAAGGCAUUUCUUCUGAGGGUCCCCUAAACGGCCUAAACGCAUGGACGCAUGUAGAUUUGACAUCGAUUUAGCAGUAGCUGGAUUGAGAUCGGUGAAGCGAUAAAAUAAUGACUGUUCUUGUAUUGUUUACGUGACAUUUCGUAAUUGAGUGCGGUUGCCAUGUAAUGGACGGACGAUGAGCUUGGAAACGCUGCUGGCGGCUGCCUGGUUUGUUGAACAACAAGAUGCGCAGCGAGACCUGUUGCAGACUUCGCCCCUGAAUAAUUCACGUGAAUUGCAUUUGCUGGAAUGUACUUCCAGUGAAGAACGUGCUGGAGAUGGAGUACUUAGUAACCAGGAGUCGCCAGAGCAUGAGGACUGUUCUUCAAGCAACAAAUCAGCAUCACUGCCUGUAAUUCUUCCUAGAGACAAACCAAAUACAUCACCAUCUAUAAACAACGAUAUUUUAUCAAAUUCCCCGGACAAUAUUGCCCAAGCCCCAGCAUGGACUGAAGAGAAGGAGUAUCACAAACGAGUAGCUGGAACCAGAGAAGUACAUAACAAGCUAGAGAAGAACAGAAGAGCACAUCUAAAGGAAUGUUUUGAAAUCCUCAAAAAGCAGUUGCCCCCAUGCCCCGACGAAAAAAAGUCUUCCAACUUGAGCAUUUUGCACAGUGCUCUGCGUCAUAUACAAUCAUUGCGUCGCAAGGAGCGAGAGUUUGAACAUGAAAUGGAAAGGCUGGCUCGUGAGAAGAUUUCUGCACAACAGAAAUUAGCCAUAUUAAAAAAAGAACUGUCCACUCAGUGGGAGCACAUAGACUUCUCAACACUACUUCCUGAUAGUGUAGAAUUGAAUGAAGCGGAAGUGAAAGAAGAUCAGGGUUCAUUAUCAACAUCCACUGCAACAGAGGAAGGGCUUGAUUGGAUAACCAUUCAGAAUGACGAAGAUGAGGAUGAUGAUAUUGAUGUUAUAAGUGACAGUGAUGAUACAAGUAAGCUGAACAGCAACACAUCGUCUUUGUCAAGCUUUGCAACUCCUUGUUCACCCAUGGGAGCAUCAUUUGCUGAGUUAAAUACAGAGAGUAACAAAGCAGCAUCUCAUUUCUCAAUUCCAGUCCCUGCACAUGUAUCUGCUGAUCAGAGGGGAAAGAUGUUGCCUGUACCACAACCCCUACUGCUCCCGGACGAUGGAGAGGCUAGCAGUGACGUCAUCAGUUGCAGGCUCAAGCAGCAAGGGAAGCAGGGAGGCGUGCGUUCCACAUGUGAGCUGCGGUUGCAACUGGGCACCUCUGAUAACAAGUCUGGCCAACACAACCAUGCAAUUGGUCUCAUCUCUGGUUGCUGUGGUUCAGCCAUUGGCUCUCACAGUUCACAAACAUGAUGAUUUUGAAUGCCAAUCAGCUCCAGCCAUACACUUACCAUCAGCAUUAACCAUUCAAUACUGACACCGAUGCUCAAGUUAGUGGACAAUGCCUUCGAUGUCCUCCCAGUACCUGAAUAUGGCAGCUCAGUCAAGCCUAGUAGUGAUGACAAAAAUUACUGGCAGCACAUCCACUUCUCUGUAGCUACCACCAAACUUCCCUCCUGAGAAUUCUUCCACUUCUUCCUUGGCAUCAAGUAUUUUAAUAAUUGUGAGUGAAUUUGAACUGUUAGUUUCCAUGGAACAUAAUGAAGUGACUGUUUGAUGUUGAUGAGUCUCAGAUUGUUUCAUUGUUGUGGUUCAGAAAGGAUGAAGUUCAUGUGUAAAUAAGCAAAGAUAGAUGAAACUUCUUUUUAUUUGUGAAAUAAACAUACUCUUCACUAAUUCUUUGUUAUAGUUACACUCACAAAGUGUAAUUUGUUGAUCAUGUAAAUACUUUCCUUUUAAUGGCAGUGUAUUAUAAUUUAUAUUUGGUUUUCUCAUAUUUUUGAUAUGUUUGUGAGAGUCAAAUCUGUGAAAAGAAGUGAAAUCAGAAGUUAUUUUCCUGUUAAUCUGUAAGAAGUUGAUUGUGGUGCUUAUCCAGUGUUAUAAGACUAGUUUGGCAAUGCUCAUCUAAGAAAUAUAUAAAUCAUUGUGUUAGACAUUCUCGUUCAAAGUGUACGAAAUUUGUGUAUUCUGCAGAAUACAAGCAUGAAUGUUACAGAUAUAUUUUAUUAAAAUGGUUAAAAUUUAUUUAGUAAAUUUUGUGUUGUCUUUGUAUGUAUUAUUUAUGUAAUUAUUUAAAUGAGCUGUGUGUUAUAGUAUACUACUGAUUGUGAUGAUAAACAAAAUUGUGCAUAAAGUGCAUGUGACUGCAGCAGUUAAGUGCAGGAAAAUAAUUCAUUAUUGCAUUGAUACCUACAAGUAGCCAGAAAAAACACUUGCAAUAAGGUUACUCAUUACGUGGUAUAUUUUGGCAUUUAAUAAUGAUAAACCAUCAUUCCUGCGUACUAACAACAGGAUCAGUCCUGUGUUAUUGUAUUAAAUUGUUUCUUGCAUAUUCUCAUUUUUUUUGGGCUGAAUAAUGCUGGGAAUUGCUUAUAGCAUAUUUUUUAUGUUCUUUUUUUUUAAUAUUACAUUUUGUUCACAGCUUGUAUAUACACUGUUCAAGAAUAUGCACUGUAUUUUUCCUUAUUGAACAUUUGCAUUGCAUGGUUUUUGUUCUGGGUUAUGAUGUGUACUGUGGUACUAGCAACUAUAGUGAAUUGAAUGUUAAACUGAAAAAAAAAAAUUAAUUUCAGAUUUUUUUUCAAACAAUUUAACUUGUUGAUAUUAUGUGUAAUGUUCUUUUCCACAAUAUUUGACAUUUUUCAAGUAAAAUAGAUUAUCCAAUAAAAUGUCAAAAUCACAUUCUAAUUGUUUUGACAUCCCAAAAUAAAAAAAUCAGUUAUUUAUAUUAAUAAGUUAUGCCCUAAGCUACCUCAAGAUAUGUAUAUAAUCAUGCAAACAAAUGUUUUAAAUACAUUUAUGUCUAAUAUCAUAAAUGUAAGAAAGUUUAUGGUAAAUUGUUGAUCUAUGGUUAAACCUACUUUUAAAAAAAAAUUUCAUAACCAUAUUGGACUGUAAACUAUAGCCAUACUUCAGCAUACAAAAAUUUUUGUUUGUGUUUAUUAUAUGUUUGAAUGUAUAACUUUGCAAAAUCUGACCAAUUGAAAAAUGUAAUAAUCAUCAGAUUACAUAUAAUGUGUAGACAAUUGACACGAGUAAAAUUAAGAUAAUUUUGCUAUUUAGCAUUCAUUUAUUUUUGUACAAUUGUUUACUGAUAUUUAUAUUACCAGUUUGUUGAUAAAUAAUAAAAAAAUUUCAA
Messenger RNA from Bacillus rossius redtenbacheri, 3438 nucleotides. Its product is annotated as max-binding protein MNT-like. Gene Ontology annotation, biological process: regulation of transcription by RNA polymerase II. The transcript is spliced from 9 exons. Lineage: Eukaryota; Metazoa; Arthropoda; Insecta; Phasmatodea; Bacillidae. Gene Ontology annotation, molecular function: protein dimerization activity; DNA-binding transcription factor activity, RNA polymerase II-specific; RNA polymerase II cis-regulatory region sequence-specific DNA binding. Bases 369 to 1553 code for a protein of 394 amino acids. The record is from RefSeq and is a predicted model, not a curated record.